GGAAUAUAGCUAACCAUUUUCCUCUGGUCGCCAUGAAAAUACGGUGAUUUCAAAGGAAAACCAGCGUCCACGAGAGUCAUGUCACACCAUAAUGUGGUUAACGGAUGCAAACUGGUCGCUGUGCUCCUUCUGUGGCUUGGUCCCACUGCUGAAGACAGACACACAGGUCAUGCUCAUGCAGCAGAGCACCAGGAGCACAUUGCACACAGCUCUCCUGUGUUUUUCUCAGGACUGGAGGAGGUGGUGUUGGUGAUCCAGAGUCAGAGAAACUCCUACCACGCUCAUCGAGGUGUUCAGAGGAAGGCGGAGAUUCUGCAGCAGGCGGCUGAACUUGGACAGGGAGUCCCAGUUGUUCUCCUUCUCCAUGAGCUGUCAGCGUAUGCCGGGGACUGGAGCAUCCUCCCUGCGCUUCCUCAUCUAUCUGCCACUUACGGCCAAUCAGCAUCCUGGUUUGUCUUCAUAGAAGAGGAAACCAGAGUCACACUGUCCGCACUGCUGCAAGUCCUCCAUAGAUAUCGAGUCCAUGAGGAAUGGUUUUUGGGUAAGCGUAUCCAUGACAACGAAGCCUCCAUCAUCCACCAUUAUGCCUUCUCUGAAGACCCCCGUUCGUUUGGUUACCCUGACCCUGCAGCAGGCUGGGCUCUCAGCGUGCCGCUGCUCCAGAGACUCGCUGAGGGGAUCCAACACGACCACCUGAAGUCAGAUUUUACCAUCGACUUGAAACACGAGAUUGCUUUGUACAUUUGGGAGGAAGGAAAUGGUCCAAAGCUGACAGCAGUGCCAGAGUUUUGUACGGAGCCGAGAGACAACUGUGCGACCACAUUUACGACCUACCUGCCCAACUGUGGAGAUCCAGUCUCAAAGAAAGACGUAUUUGUUGCUGUGAAAACAUGUCAAAAAUUCCACUUGGAGCGAGUACCAGUGGUGAAGGAAACGUGGGAGAAAGACGCUGAGCAUUUGGAGUAUUACAGCGAUGUCACUGAUGCGUCCGUACCCACAAUCAGUCUGGGAGUGCCCAACACUGAGAGAGGGCAUUGUGGGAAGACAUUUGCCAUCUUUAGGCGGUUCCUGAGUGACGCUGUGCCAAAGGCUGAUUGGCUUCUCAUUGUUGAUGAUGAUACACUCAUCAGUUUACCCAGGUUGCGACGACUGCUGCGUUGCUAUGACCCAAAGGAAGCAGUGAGCCUAGGGGAGAGAUACGGCUACAACUUGGUUCAGAGCGGAUACAGCUACACCACAGGCGGAGGAGGGAUGGUGCUCAGUAGGGUGGCAGUGUCCAGGUUAGUUUCCAGUGGUUGUAGGUGCUACAGCGACGAUGCUCCUGAUGACAUGGUCCUGGGCAGGUGCUUCACUUCCCUGGGUGUCCCCAUCACACACAGUCCACUGUUCCACCAGGCCCGACCAGAUGACUACUCUGAGUCAUUGAUCUCCUUGCAGCAGGCCAUCUCCUUCCACAAGCACUGGAAUAUAGAUCCUGUGGCUGUCUACAAACACUGGCUGCAGGAUACAAACCAACGAGAUGAACUGUAGAAAUACUCUGUGUAUACCGUAUGUAUAACAUACUGUAGACAAACUUUGAAUCCAAAUUUGCACAACUUUUGCUAAAGGUCAAUAACCACUAUGGUGGCUGUAAUACCUAGAGAGAACUGGCAAACAUGCCCUGAAACAUAAUUCUUACAAAACUUAAUACCUGCAUUAAUCAAUAUUUUUGAUAUCAGCAUUAAAUCAAAUGACUGUAAUGGGAUUCAGAGAAUUAUCACCCAAGUGUGGCUCUCCAGAGGUUUUUUUUAGGGGUUUCAUUUUGGUUUAAUAGCCUGAUUGAGUCAGAGCAAAAAAGCUCAAUUGCAGAGUGGAUGCUAAUUUGUCUUUGCCUCUGCUGGAUGUGUUUCAGCUUGUUUUGAAAAUGUUCUGCCAUCUAAUGGCCAAAAAAAGAAUUAGAGCAGCUUUAAUGGAACCAUAAAUUUUAGAAAUUGCUAGUGAAAUUAGCUGCUAACUAACUUGUAGUAAAGCUGUGUUUACUUCAAAUUUCUAUGGAGAGGUUGGAGAACCUUUUUCUAUGUUUAGCAGGUGUUAGACGGAUUGCAUCUGAAAGUGCAGACUGAUUCAACAUUGAGCCAAACUGAUUGCUGCUUGUUUUGUGAGAGUGAACAUCUUGAGUAUCACUGCUGUCACUUUUCCCCCAAACUAAAUUUUAACAAAACCUUGAACCAAUAUGUUUAAUUUAUUUAAGAAAGAUUGUGUUAAUGUAUUUGCCAUAAUGUUAAUCUGCUUCACAUUUGGGUAAUCAAGUAUUUGAGUGAGCAGGGUGAAAAAUUGUUGUAUUGAUAAAGAGACGCCCAGUGUUUAUUUUAUUUUAUUUAUUUAUUUUUUUUAUUUAGCCAGGUAAGUCCUUAUUACGUUUGGAAAGGCAGACCUGGCCAUGAUACCAGCAUUUAAAGUUGAGGACAAUACAAUUCAAAAUUAAGCAACAGUUAAAAUAAAAUGCCUCAAAACUGUUCACAUUAUUAAGAGGUCCAAAAUAUUUAAAUGAUCUGGAUUUUGGUCAGGGAUAGCAGAUUUCUCAAUUUAAAUUUGAUUUUAACAGACAACUUACAUAGUAACAUGAACAUGAUGCAUUUAUUUCAGUAAUAUUGUUUUUGAAUUUUAUGUUAAUUUUUCUUACAGACAAAUACAGAGUAGUUUGAUAUUUUUUGAAAUAUGCUUAUUUACUUACCUACAAGUACACAUAUUUCCCAAAAAUGUCAAACUGAAAUUUUACCACAUGGAAUACAAUUCCAUGAGUUAUGUGAAUGAGUCUGUACUAGAAUUUUUGAUACAGUUUAUUAGAAUUUUAUUUUUGAUCUGUGAAUGGCAAAACUGUGUGUAUGUGUCAGUUAGUGUGGAUGUGCGCAAGAGUAAUAACAACAUUUUGGAGCUGUUUUUGAGGAUAAAUAAAUGUUUGUGUGUGCUUGCUUAAACCUGUUAUUUCCUAAAUUUAGAUAGGACUGUUUUUUAAUCAUUUUAAAAUAAAAUAUUCAUUGG
This is a messenger RNA of Seriola aureovittata, 3021 nucleotides long. It is a transcript of the gene b3glctb, whose product is annotated as beta 3-glucosyltransferase b. Gene Ontology annotation, molecular function: acetylglucosaminyltransferase activity. The record is from RefSeq and is a predicted model, not a curated record. Gene Ontology annotation, cellular component: membrane. NCBI's taxonomy places the organism in Eukaryota, Metazoa, Chordata, Actinopteri, Carangiformes, Carangidae. The transcript has 15 exons. The coding region runs from base 79 to 1530 and encodes 483 amino acids.